AUGGACGAAGAAGACUGUACUAUUUUCAUUGAAGAACUCAAAAGUGAUGAUCCCAAUCUCAAACUCAAUGCUGUAUCCAAAAUUGUAUCAAUUGCACAAAUCCUUGGACCUUCAAGAACUUGUUAAGAACUCAUUCCUUAUUUAAUUGAUAUCAUAGAAGAAUAAGACAAUGAAGAUGAAUUUCUUAUCAAAUUAGCUAAAGAAUUAGUCAAUCUUAAACCAUUUACAGGUGCUAAUGUUCAUUUACUUAAUGCACCACUAGAAAUUCUAAGUUCCAUGGAAGAGCCAUUAGUAAGAGAUAAAGCAGUUGAAUCCUUAAUCUUGCUUGCAGAAGGAAUGCCAAACAGUAAUUUCUAUCUGAUAUAUAAUUUUUAGGUUUUUUUGAAAAUCACUUUUUUUAAAUUGUCCAAUAAUUAGGUCAAUGGGACAACUUUCCAUCCAGAAUAUCUGCAGCCAGUCUCCUUCCACUUACUUACAAACAUGUCUCAUUAGAAAAAUAAAAUACUCUUUGGGACUUAUUCAAAUAAUUAUGUGGAGAUGAUACUCCAAUGGUCAGAAGAGUUUGUGCAGGAGUUUUGUCUGAUCUUGCAAAAAUGAAAUGCUAACCAUAAUAAUUAUUAUAAUUAUGGGAGGCACUUCUCAAAGAUCCUAUUGAUAGUGUUAAAAUUAAAGCAAUAGAAGGCUCAUAAUAUAUGCUUAAAUUAAUUGAUGAUGAACAUGAUUUAGAAACUUAACUUCAAGGAUACUUUGCACUAGCUGAUCCUAAAGAAAAAAGCUGGCGUGUUAGAUACACUGUUCCAGAAUGUCUAGAAAGCAUAAUUGACAUCAUUGUUAAACUAAGUAAUUGUAAUUUUCAAAUUUUUAGAUAAAAAUAAAACCAUUCUAAAAAAUUAAGCAGUACCUGUAUUCUAACAAUUACUCAAAGACACAGAACCUGAAGUUAGAUCUAUGGCACUUAUAUCCAUAUAUCAUUUAUUAAAAGAAUUACCCUCUUCUAGCAAAGAUUUAUUCUUACCAUUAUUUUAAACUCUAUCUACAGACACUUCAUAACAUGUUCGAAUGUCUUUAGCUGAACAAAUUUGUAAGAUUUCUAAAUAAUAUACUGUUUAAAUUGUUUUACAAAGUUUUAUACCCUUAAUUACAACAUUAAUUAAAGAUGAUGUUGUUGAAAUCAAAAUCAAACUAGCUCAUAAUUUAGAUCAAUUAUCAUAAGCAAUAGGAUAAGAUAACUCAAAAAAACACUUAGUACCUCUUAUUUAGACUUUUGCAUCAGAAAAGUAAUGGAGAUACAGAUUAGAAAUGAUGUCAAUCAUACCAAAACUUCUCAAAGUGGCAGGUUAUGAUAGUUUCUUAGAAUUAUAAGAAGUUUAUCUUGAAAAAGGAGUUUUAAAUCACUAUUAAGCAAUUAGAGAUUAGGCUAUAGAUAAUCUGAUUUAAUUGAGUGAAAUCUUUGGAUAUGAUAAGAUCAGAGAAUUUAUUUUAAAAUGUAUCAAUCUACAAUUUGAAUAACCAAAUUAUAUUUAUAGAGUAUCAGCAAUGCAUAGUAUAGCAAAAUUAAAAAAUACAUUAUCAAAAGAUGAUUUAGUAAAUUAGUUUAAAGUAUUCAAUAUAUAAUAUUUAAAAAGGAAAUUACACAGAAGUCUUUGAAUGAUAAAGUUCCUAAUGUUAGAUUGAAUAUUUUUAAGUUAUUCACAACAAUCCAAAAUAAAUUAGACAAUAAGACACAAAAUGAGUUCAAAAAUAAAGCAAGAAUUCUAUAAUAAGAUCAGGAUAUUGACGUAAAAUAUUUUGCAUAAAAAAUUUGA
Molecule: messenger RNA, 1805 nt
Organism: Paramecium pentaurelia
Lineage: Eukaryota; Ciliophora; Oligohymenophorea; Peniculida; Parameciidae
Source: the annotation of a GenBank genome assembly